Molecule: messenger RNA, 1410 nt
Organism: Penicilliopsis zonata CBS 506.65
Lineage: Eukaryota; Fungi; Ascomycota; Eurotiomycetes; Eurotiales; Aspergillaceae
Exons: 3
Coding region: 1-1410 (469 amino acids)
Source: RefSeq, a predicted model, not a curated record
AUGGAGUCAUGGACCCAAAAGUUCGGUUCAAUAGUCCAGAGCGGCGACGCCGGAUCCAGUGCGUGCGCUGUGCGUCGCUCAGAUCCGUGGUUUGCCGUGGGGGCUGUCAGUCGGUUACGGGGUCGCUGCUGGCUGCAGAAUGGGGAUUUGGACACACGGCGAAGAUCUGGAGACAGCCUCUAUUCCAUUGCUCGCUGGGUCUGGCCUCGUGCAAGUCGGCAGGACGCUUCUGUGCACGCACGGCACGGACUACGAGAGAACAGGGGGGUAAAGGACCGUCACUUUGGAAUCUCCUUGCUGCGUGGUGUCGAACAAUCCGCGCAAUCCGUUUCGGCCCGGAGCACAUUCAUUGUCGCUGUCGCUGCUGUCGCUGCUGCUGCUGCUGCUGCUGCGGUGGCCAGUUCAACGCUCCCUGAUGUCGCCGUUGCAGACAGUGCUUCCAUGGCGGUGCCACGAGCCGACAACUCUCCCGAGGGCUUGUUCGAUCCCAGCGCAUACCAGCGGCGGACCGACCAGUUGAUCUUUGCGGCCUUCAUUUCCAUGACCCUCUUCAACUCCCUCGAGCUGAUCGUGUUGUGUUUUGGCACCUUCAAGCGCCGCCAGGGGCUCUACUUCUGGAGCUUGCUGGUCGCGUCGGCCUGCCUCAUCCCAUACGCGAUUGGUUUCCUCCUCAUCUUCUUCCACACCGGUGUCAACCCGUAUCUUCCCGUCACCCUCAUCGUCUUCCCCUGGAUGGGCAUGGUUACGGGUCAGUCGCUGGUGUUGUACUCGCGGCUGCACCUGGUCUGCCAGAACCCCAAGGUGCUCCACGCCGUGCGGUGGAUGAUCAUCAUCAACGCCUUCUGCCUGCACAUCCCCACCGCGGUGCUCAUCUACGGUGACGCCUCGCCAAGCUUUCCGUCCUUCGCCUUCGGCUACAGUAUCAUGGAGCGCAUCCAAGUCGUCGGCUUCUGUCUCCAGGAACUCAUCAUCUCCGGCAUCUACGUCUGGGAAACGGUCAAGCUGCUGCGCCUACGGCCCCAGGGCUGCCGCCGCGGCAUCUUCAACCAACUGCUCGUCAUCAACAUCGUCAUCCUCGCCAUGGACCUCGCCGUCGUCGGCAUCGAGUACGCAGGCUACUACCCCAUCCAGGUCACCCUCAAGGCCUUCGUCUACAGCAUCAAGCUCAAGCUCGAGUACUCCAUUCUCGGCAAGCUGGUCCUCGUCGCAAAGGGCGCCUGCUCCCUUCCCGAUCCCGCCUCCAGCGGCUACGAGCCGGACUCCUCUCUCUCCCAGUCCCAGUCGCAAUGUCCUUCGCACUCUCUUCCCUCCUCCCGUCGUACCCAGUCCUCCUCCAGUCCUGCCGCUGACUGGCUCGAAGAAUUCGAAAUGGGGUUGCCCUAUCUGCAUCCUCAUGCAGCUUACUCAUAA